ACGGAAUAUAAAUUAAUAAUGGAUAACCAGAAUUUGUUGUUUGUGGAAUAUGACUUAAGUGUUAAUGUUGUUGCUGUUGCUAAUGCUGAUGCCAGGGGCGAUGGUGGUGAUACCGAUGCCAAUUAUGAUGUCGCUGCGAAUAGUGAUCGUGAUUCUGAUGUCACUGGUGAUGGCGACGUCGAUGCCAAUUUUGACGCUGUUGGUGUUGUCAAUGGUGAUGAUAUUGGUGUAGUCAAUGGUGAUGCCAAUGGUGAUGAUCAUGUCAAUGGUGAUGAUCAUGUCAAUGGUGAUGCUAAUGUCAGUGGUGAUGUGAUUACCAGUGGCGAUGUUAUUGCUAUUGGUUAUGGUUAUGCUAACGGUAAUAGUGACGGCGUUGUCAACGUUAAUGCUGCUGAUGCUGAUGCAAAGCGUAGAGGUGGUGACAUCUGUCCAGUCUGCUUAAAUGCAAUUGAUAUAUACUGCGUAGGGGCAUGUAAUCAUCCACUUUGUUUGGAUUGUUGGGCUCGAUUGAUAAUAAUUCAUGAAGACGAAUUAUGUCCACUUUGCCGUAGACUUAUACGUAAUCCAUUAAUUACAGAGGUCAAAGCUACGUAUAAAAUUCCACUUAAACAACAUGAAAAAAUUACAUCCGAUUAUAAUCAAAUUAUUAAUUCUUCAAGUGCAAAGAUAAUAAAUGCAUUCAAUAAUCUUGUGCAACAUCAAUGUCCAAAGUGUCCUUCGCGUGUAUUUAAAAUGUUGGAAAGAUUACAGCAACAUAUGGCCACCAAGCACAAAUUAUAUUAUUGUGAUGUGUGUAUAAGCAAAUUAGAUAUGUUCACGCGUGACCGCAUUUAUUACACCUCAAAUCAAUUAAAAUAUCAUGUUGAAAAAGGUGAUCGAGGAGGUCUAACACGAAAUUAUCAUCCACUUUGUGACUUUUGCCAUAUAAGGUUGUUUAACCUUAAAGAAUAUGUUGAUCAUUUUAUUUUAAAACAUUAUUAUUGUCCUUUGUGCCGUGCUCAGCAAGCUCUUUUUCUAUUUGGAAGCUAUCAUAAAUUACUUAAACAUCUCGACGAAUAUCACUUUCCGUGUUUGGUUAAAAAAUGCAAUAAAUUAUUUGAUGACUCCAUUGAAUUUUUAACUCAUUUGGAAAAAGAACAUUUAAUUGACCCACAUUAUAUAUAUCCAAAAAUUAAUCGUACAGCUGUUAUAGAUAUAGAAAUUAAGCCAAUUAGUAAACAGCAGGGGGUAGAGGUAUUUCUAUCGGAAAAUAUAAUUCUGCAAUACUGGGCAAAACCAUUAAUUGGAUAUGAUAUAAGUUAUGAUUACUCGUCUCCACCACCAAAACCACGUGUAAUAUUUGAUUUUCAUAAUAAACUGCAAUUCCCUCCACUUGGAUGUAAACCACGUAAUAUCAAAAAAUUAUAUAAACAAUUGUUGGUACCAGCUCCUUCCACAUCCUCAAUUCUGACAACUAAUGCUGGAGGUGUAAAUACUUCAAUACUUUCUAAACCAACCUAUGCAGAGGUUGCUGCCUCUUUCGGCUCUAAGUUUUAGAGUAGCUGACAGAUUUCAAUAUUUUACCAUUAACCCAAUAGUAACAAACAAAUUCAUACAUCAUAGCAGUUCCAGUUCCUGUAUAAAAUAUAAACAGCAAAUGUCAAACCAAGGAUAUCAUAAACUAUGCUUUUACGAUCUGAUUUUCUUUCUUAAUUUUAGCAGUGAUUUCAAACCAUUGCGAUAAAUAAUUAAUUAAUCUAAUGCUUA
Molecule: messenger RNA, 1746 nt
Organism: Teleopsis dalmanni
Lineage: Eukaryota; Metazoa; Arthropoda; Insecta; Diptera; Diopsidae
Exons: 2
Coding region: 19-1536 (505 amino acids)
Biological process (GO): rescue of stalled cytosolic ribosome; protein ubiquitination
Molecular function (GO): ubiquitin protein ligase activity; ribosome binding
Source: RefSeq, a predicted model, not a curated record